Molecule: messenger RNA, 1323 nt
Organism: Microthlaspi erraticum
Lineage: Eukaryota; Viridiplantae; Streptophyta; Magnoliopsida; Brassicales; Brassicaceae
Source: the annotation of a GenBank genome assembly
AUGCAAGAACUGCCGGAUUGUUUGUACGAGGGAAAGCAACCAACCUUAAUCACUCCUACAUCUCCCACACCUAAUCACUCUCUAUACCUCUCCAACCUCGACGACCAUUAUUUUCUCAGAUUCUCUAUUAAGUACGUUUACCUUUUCCAAAAAUCUGUCCCCUCUCUAACCCUCAAAGAUUCUCUGUCUAGGGUUCUAGUUGAUUACUACCCUUUUGCCGGAAGGAUCAAAGUCUCUAAUGACCAAAGCAAGCUUGAGGUUGAUUGUAAUGGGGAAGGCGCGGUUUUCGCAGAAGCUUUCAUGGAUAUAACUUGUCAGGAUUUUAUUCAGCUUUCACCUAAGCCAAACAAGUCUUGGAGGAAGCUCUUGUUUAAGGUUCAAGCUCCGAGUUUCUUGGAUAUUCCUCCUCUUGUCAUACAGGUGACGCAUCUCCGUUGCGGGGGUAUGAUCCUCUGCACCGCGAUCAAUCAUUGCCUUUGUGACGGCAUCGGCACAUCGCAAUUCCUACAUGCAUGGGCCCAUGCCAACACCAAUGCUCAUUUUCCGAUCCGACCGUUCCACUCCCGCCACGUGUUAGAUCCGCGAAAUACACCACGUGUCACGCACUCGCAUCCCGGUUUCACCCGAGCCACCACCACCGUCGAAAAAACCUCCACCUUCGACAUUUGCAAGUAUUUACAAUCCCAACCACUGGCUCCCGCCACCUUAACCUUCACUCCAUCUCUUAUCCUACGCCUAAAGAAAACAUGCUUUCCCUCGCUAAAAUGCACGACGUUCGAGGCACUAGCCGCUCACACUUGGCGCUCGUGGGCACGGUCUCUUGACUUACCGUUGACCAUGCUGGUCAAACUUUUGUUCUCUGUUAAUGUGAGGAAAAGGCUGUGUCCAGAGCUUCCACAAGGGUAUUAUGGUAACGGAUUCGUGCUAGCGUGCGCCGAGAGCAACGUACAAGACUUAGUCAAUGGCAAUAUUUACCACGCGGUAAAGUUAAUACAAGAGGCGAAAGCGGGAAUCACCGACGACUAUGUCAGAUCGACAAUAGAUUUACUGGAGGAUAAAACAGUAAAAACGGACGUCACCUGCGGUUUGGUUAUUUCUCAAUGGGCUAAACUGGGACUAGAGGAGUUGGACUUGGGAGGAGGAAAGCCAAUGUAUAUGGGUCCUCUCACGAGUGAUAUCUACUGUCUAUUUUUGCCGGUCGCUGGAAACUGUGAUGCUAUUAGGGUUCAGGUGUCUCUGCCGGUGGAUGUUGUGAAGAGGCUAGAGUAUUACAUGGUUAAGUUUCUAGAUGAAAAAAGUAACGAAGAAAAAUCUCUUGUAUAA